AUGCACUUCUACUCUCUCGUUACUCUCGGGCUCAUGAGCACCGCCUUCGCGCUGACUCCCCAGAACAACGCCGCCCGGGACAUGCCCAUCGUGCCCAUCAAGCAGCUACACCCCCUCGAGGCUCCCGGCUCCGGAGGUUUCAAAGCUGGCCGGGCUUACGACCAAGAGACGGCCCCAGUGGUUCCCACCGCGACUUCCUCCGCUAUCCCCUCGUCUACUGCUGUCACUCUCGCCUCCGAGAUCCCCGUCGCCAGGGAACCCGUUGCUGUCCGUGCGGCGAUCAGAAACUACCACGCCGACUACCGCAAGUGGGAGGCGGCCACUGGCGACGAAAAGAUAGCACUCCGUGCCAAGGUCCAGGACGAUCUCUUGGCUAUCAAGAACAUCAAGGGUGCUACCCUUCGUCAGGAGGCUAAGGCAAAAGCUAGUGCAAGCGCCCUCGCCAGCGCUAGUGCUAGUGCGACGCCGGGUGUCAAGCGCCGUUAA
Messenger RNA from Penicillium odoratum, 486 nucleotides. RefSeq lists its product as uncharacterized. Lineage: Eukaryota; Fungi; Ascomycota; Eurotiomycetes; Eurotiales; Aspergillaceae. Bases 1 to 486 code for a protein of 161 amino acids. The transcript has a single exon. The record is from RefSeq and is a predicted model, not a curated record.